This is a messenger RNA of Grus americana (Whooping crane), 555 nucleotides long. Its product is annotated as hemoglobin subunit rho. Bases 33 to 476 code for a protein of 147 amino acids. Gene Ontology annotation, biological process: hydrogen peroxide catabolic process; oxygen transport. Lineage: Eukaryota; Metazoa; Chordata; Aves; Gruiformes; Gruidae. Gene Ontology annotation, molecular function: oxygen binding; haptoglobin binding; peroxidase activity. The record is from RefSeq and is a predicted model, not a curated record. The transcript is spliced from 3 exons. Gene Ontology annotation, cellular component: blood microparticle; haptoglobin-hemoglobin complex; hemoglobin complex.
UCCUGCAGCUCUGAGCAAAGCCGCCUGCCACCAUGGUGCACUGGUCAGCCGAAGAGAAGCAGCUCAUCACCAGCCUCUGGAGCAAGGUCAACGUGGAGGAAUGCGGUGCCGAGGCCCUGGCCAGGCUGCUGAUCGUCUACCCCUGGACCCAGAGGUUCUUUGAUAACUUUGGGAACCUCUCCAGCCCCACCGCCAUCAUCGGCAACCCCAAGGUCCGCGCUCAUGGCAAGAAAGUGCUCACCUCCUUUGGGGAAGCCGUCAAGAACCUGGACAACCUCAAGGCAACCUACUCCAAGCUGUCUGAGCUGCACUGCGAGAAGCUGCACGUGGACCCCGAGAACUUCAGGCUCCUGGGAGACAUCCUCAUCAUCGUGCUGGCCGCACACUUCGCCAAGGACUUCACUCCUGCCUGCCAGGCCACUUGGCAGAAGCUGGUCGGCGUGGUGGCCCAUGCUCUGGCCUACAAGUACCAUUAAACCCUCCCGGAGGAAGAUGUGUCUGUAACAGUCAAUAAAAAAAAAAAUCCACAUUUUCUGAACUUCUUAGCAUGCUGCU